AGGGUGAAUUUGCUAACUGACUCCGGCCUAAGUGGAGUCGCAGACACGUCCUCAAUCUGAAAACUCAUUGAGGCUCGAUCUGGAUUUGGCGAUUUGAAUUUUUGAGUAAUCGCAAUGCCAUUUCAUAUGAAAAUCCAACCGAUCGACGAUUCCGAUGUAUCGGAAGAGGUACCUUUCCCGGAGACGAUGAGACAAAUGCCAAAAUCGAGGUUGAAGCGUCUCUUUGAGCGUCAGUUCACUAAUAAGAACGUUUCGGAGAAAUUUUCCGGCUCAGAUGUCGAGGCACCUUUAUCCAGAGGUAACUCUGGAGAUUUUGAGCCGAGCUCGGUUUGUUUGGCGAAGAUGGUUCUAAAUUUCAUGGAAGAUAACAAUAACGGCGAGAAACAGCGGUGUGGCCGUAGCCGAUGUAAUUGCUUUAGCGGGAGUGGUACAGAGAGCUCUGACGAUGAAACUGAAUGGUCUGAUGGUUUCAAAUGUUCUUCUGGUGAAGCUUGUGAGAUCCUCAAGAGUUUGGUUCUCUGUAAGAGCAUCCGUGAGAGGAAUUUGCUGAGUGAUGUGACCAAGAUUGUCGAAACAAGUAAGAAUUGCAAGCUUAAAGACGAAUCAUGCUUGGAAAGUGUGGUUAAUGGGUUAGUGAGCUUAGGUUAUGAUGCGGCUCUGUGCAAAUCUCGCUGGGAGAAAUCGCCUUCUUGUCCUGCUGGGGAAUAUGAGUAUGUAGAUGUGAUAAUGAAAGGUGAAAGACUGUUGAUCGACAUAGAUUUCAAAUCGAAGUUCGAGAUUGCUCGUGCAACAAAGACAUACAAGUCGAUGUUACAAACUCUGCCUUACAUCUUUGUUGGGAAAGCAGAUAGGCUGCAGAGGAUCAUCAUCCUUAUAUGUAAAGCAGCAAAGCAGAGCUUGAAGAAGAAAGGACUUCAUGUGCCUCCAUGGAGGAGAGCUGAGUAUGUGAAAUCCAAGUGGCUGUCUUCUCAUGUACGUGCAGAUCAACACUCAAUUGAGAAAGAUAAGCAAGAAUCAGUAGAUAUGAUCACUGAAUCUGUCGGUUCCAUAGUCUUUGGUGUCUGAAGGUUUUAUAUAUAUGGCAUAACCUUCUAGAGAGGUAUGAGAUAUAGGAGUAUUCGAAUCCCUUAAUAGUUUUUGAUGUCAAGGGUAUGUUACAGGAUCCAUGCACGCGUAGAAGUGGCUCCCCUUUUGUCUUCUUUUUUUUGGGUGUAAGGGAGAGUGUGAUCCAACUCUAUGGUUGUUACUCUAUGAGGAUUAAUAGUAUUUUAUGUUUUUGAGACAUUGGUAAAUCAUAAAUAUCAUUGUGGACG
Arabidopsis arenosa is the source of this 1313-nucleotide messenger RNA. NCBI's taxonomy places the organism in Eukaryota, Viridiplantae, Streptophyta, Magnoliopsida, Brassicales, Brassicaceae. The record is from the annotation of a GenBank genome assembly.